Gigantopelta aegis is the source of this 11462-nucleotide messenger RNA. Its product is annotated as protein pangolin, isoforms A/H/I/S-like. Lineage: Eukaryota; Metazoa; Mollusca; Gastropoda; Neomphalida; Peltospiridae. Gene Ontology annotation, molecular function: DNA-binding transcription factor activity, RNA polymerase II-specific; RNA polymerase II cis-regulatory region sequence-specific DNA binding. Bases 143 to 1738 code for a protein of 531 amino acids. Gene Ontology annotation, biological process: regulation of transcription by RNA polymerase II; canonical Wnt signaling pathway. The transcript is spliced from 11 exons. The record is from RefSeq and is a predicted model, not a curated record. Gene Ontology annotation, cellular component: beta-catenin-TCF complex.
GGCUUGGAGUAACGGCUCAUUUGAUUGGUCUAGAUAUUAGAGAGGUCAAUUUUCAUUGGUCGCUAUAUUUUCUUUACACGGUCCUUCAUGGCGGAUUCAAAACGUUAGAUGUGUGUGAAAACGCAGUGAAGAACUUUUGACCAUGCCGCAUAUGAGUUCAGGCGGCUCAGAGGAUUUUUACUCAAAAGAUGAGGUCAAAGUAUAUAAAGACGAAGGAGAUGAGGAGAAAAGAUCAUCGGAAAACCUGUCGGAGGAAAAGUUCGGUUUAGUCACUGAAUCGGAAGAGGGUAAAAAUGGCGGUUUGACGGAAAAUUACCAGAGGAAUGAUUCGAAAUCCAACAGCGCCCAGCCCGAGGACGACAAGUCUGUACCGCAGCCCCCAGGCGCCAGUCAGGGUCCCCUCGGGUUCUUCGUACCCAGUCCGUAUCCUCCGUAUCCAAAUGGCACAUCCAUGGGAAGCAAGCUGGGACUGGUUCAACCUCCGUACCCAGGGCUGGUGAUGGAGUUUGGGUCCCCUCCCCCAGCACACAUGGGUAUACCUCCGUUACACUCAGACGCCAAAACAGGGCAAGAAGCCGACACUUUAGGCAAGCCCUGUGUUUGGUUACCUCGUCCACCGAUGUACGCAUACCCAACACAUCCAGGGCAGUUUCCACCACAUUUAUACGGUCCAGAAUUAUCAUCAGUACAUUGGCAUCGGCCUCCAGGGUAUCCAAUCUCUUCAGGUGCCUUUUCCAGUUCAUAUACCCCUUUAAUAAACUCUAGUAUAUCACGGUUUGGUCCUCCAGCCCUGAUACCUCACCCAGGCAUGCCACCGGGGCUGCCCCCCUCAGUGCUCAGCCCUGGGAUGAAACAAGAACCAGGCAUGGGAAUGCCGCCCAACAUGUGCCAAGAUAGUCAGAGGCACGGUGGUAUGAACGAUCAGCAGAACUACCAAACAAAUCAAAAUACCGAACCUGUGAAGAAAAAACCACAUAUAAAGAAACCGUUAAAUGCUUUUAUGCUGUUUAUGAAAGAAAUGAGGCCCAUGGUUAUUAAAGAAUGUACGCUACGGGAAUCUGCAGCUAUUAACCAAAUCUUAGGUCGAAGGUGGCAUGCAUUAGAUAGAGCAGAACAGUCUAAAUAUUAUGACAUGGCACGGAAAGAAAAAGAACUACACUUACAACUUUACCCUGGCUGGAGUGCCCGCGACAAUUACGCAUCACACAACAAGAAGAAGAAGAGAAAGAAGGAAAACACAAAUGAGCCGAGAGGAGUGAAUGUAGGUGAAUGUACCCAAGCGAAAAAGUGUCGAGCGAGGUACGGAAUGGAGCAGCAGACACAGUGGUGCAAGCCAUGCAGAAGGAAGAAAAAAUGUGUUCGCUACAAGAGAGGAGAAGACGCUACGGGUAGUACUGAUGGGGAAGACAUGGACGAUGACGACGAUGAUGACGACGACAUGUGCAGUGAUUCGCUGCGGUCGGGAAUCGACAGUGAUUCGGCGGCCGACAGUCCGGCACCAGCGUCUCGCGGCGACAGCUUUCACGUCAACUCGGACAUUUGCCAGGGCUCGCCACUCCAGUCCUCCCCAUUUCUCACCCACCAGAAGGACGAACUAUCCCACAAUAUGGACAAAAUCCUCGACUUUCACGAGGGGACGAAACUGUUCAUGGACCUGCCCAAGCACCUGUCAUCCAUGCCAGCAGUGCCUAAUAAUUGUUCGCAACCCAGUGUUCACGUUACACAGAUCUCCACAUAGGCUGGCUAGACACUAACUGGUGCUCACAGUAUAUGUGUGUGUGUGUGUGUUUGUGUUGCAACAACUGUUUAGAUUGCAUAGCAUAAUAUUGUCAUUCAUCAUAUGUAUGAUUCUAUCUGAUUGGUCACUGGAGGAAGGAGAGAGAGGCAGCGGCAUUCAUUCGGCCUGACAGUUUUUAAGUCUUGGAGGAGGCUGGGUAAAUGUUCGUUUCUUCAAAAUGUGGAUUUAUGACUGGAAAAGGAACCAAAGAUUUAUUAUCUUUCAGAGGAAGACUUAAUGUGCUGACUUUAUCAAAGAUGUGGUUAUUUUUGUAUAUGGUUGAGAAAGAAGGUAGCUUCUUUUUAUUGUUUGUUGCUUUCUGGUGGACAUAACAUAUAUAUGGUUGAGCAACCACUGGGGAAAAGUGAUGGAUCCCCACACAAAAUCCAUCCAAACUGUAAAACUGUGUGAAGAAGAAGUCUGAAUAAUGCAUUUUAUUACAAAAUGUUCGUAUAUCAGUAUUUUUAUUCAGAACGUUUUCAAGUGCUGCAAAAAGCCAACUGUGCCAGAGUUUCGUAAUAAUUUGGCGACACAUUAUAACAGAAUUUCGUUACUUUAAAAAUGUGACCAAAAUAGUGCCUGCAGUACUACUACAGAGCAAGGUGUGAACAUGUAUUGUGAUGUUCUACUGAAAUUUUUCAGUUCAUUUCUUUGUUAAACAGAUUACAAACAGCACUGAAAGUGCCAAAUGUUGAGCCUCGGCAAUGUUGGGUUGUUACAUGUUUGACAGUUUUAAAAACCGAAAUAAUCUGUUUGGUCAAAAUAUAUAUAUAUAUAUAUGAUUAUUAUAUUAUAUGUUGAUCUUGGAAACAGAUUUGCCAAUUUCAUGGAAAUUUUCACAAACAAAAUAUCUUGAAUGGGGUUUUGGGAAACGUAUUUCUAUUGAUGAAAACAGUUUCUCCCAUAUCAAAUAUGGGCUAAAAUAGUGAAUAACGACUUCCAUACAUUUAUUUAGUUGGUAAAUGUAAUUUUAAAGUAAAUUUAUGGAAGACAAGUACACAGAACAAACCACAGCCUGUGCGGAAUUUGAAUAAUUACCAGGUCAGCUCUAUAGCCAGUGAAACAAUUUCAAGUAUGGAAGGAAAUUAAAUGCUUCAUAAAUUAUGAAAACAAAAACAGGAUCUAAACAUUUGUUUGUGAUUUAUGCUUAUUAUUUUAAAGGUGCAAUCUCAAAGUUGUAUGCGACUUAUUUUGUUUGUUUCUUCUUUUUUUUGGUAAUAAAUAAGUGUCAGUUUAUCAAUUUAUGUAAUAUCUUUGCAUAAUUAACUCAAGAAUAUCAAAAUUGUAAUGUCUUGCCACUCAGCUUAAACUGUGAUCUUCUCAAUAAUUUUUUAUUAAAUAUAUAAAUUUGUAGAAAAAUUCCAUCAAAAUACCAGCAUGUGUCCAUAUUUUCGAAAAUAUGAGCCCAGUUUUUUCUCAUUGUGGAAAUACAGUUCAGCCUGACAUCACAUGGUCACCAUAUUGGAUUUUCCUAUAAUAGGAAUUUAUAAAAAGUAGUAAAUUAUAUUAUUUGAUCACUUUUUUUAUUAUUAUUAUUAUAAUUUUUUUAUUAUUAUUUUUUUUUUUUUUGUGAGCAAGGUAUAAUCCACAUUUGAAUUCACAACAAAACUUUAUAACUAAUUUUAGUCAUUAUUCUACUUUGAGACUGCCCCUUUAAUAAUUUGUGACAAGAUUGUUUAUAUAUGGGCCAUUCCAUGGUAAUUAUUUAAGCCAGGAUGUGACAUUCUGAUUCUUAUGAUCUCCUUCACUAAAAAUCCUUUCUAAAUGAAAUUGCAGUUUUAUCAUUUAUAGACUCAUUACAUAUAGUAGUAUAAGCAUGUCAGGCCUAAUUUUGUUUUUGUAAAAAAAAAGAAAAAGACUUUUAAAGUGAAAAAUAAAAUGUGCCAGGACGUGACAAAAAUGGACAUCACUUUUUUAACACUGCAGUAAAUUCCAAAACUCUGCUCUCCUGAUAGAAUGUUUGCUUAUUGAAAUACACUGUUUAACACAAUAUCCAGUCUAUUUCUAAAUGCUGUAUAGCAAUUUACUAAACAAAUAUUCUUUAUGAUGUAACAUUUACUUCAAAAAUGUUUUAGUUCUAGCCAGGACGUGGUGAGCCAGGACGUGACUUUUUGACCAGUUCACUUAUACAACUAAUAAAUGAUGUAUAUCAAAUACUACUAAUGAAAUACUGUUAGUUUAUGAAAUCAUUGAUAUUAACUUGUUUUAAGUGUUUUUAUUGAUCAUCAAAAUAAGUGCAUAAAAUCCUAAUUAAUUGAACUGUCGUUGUGCAAAAAAGGUUCUCCUACAAUAUUAUUAUAUAAUAUACUUUUAUAACCAGUGACCAUACUGUCAACAACAUUGUUUAUCCUGAUGUUGCUAAGUCUGGUGAUUUUUGUCUUACCUUUACAAUACAUGUACAGACUAAAAAGAUGAAGAAUAAGUAUAACUUUUUUCGUUGGCUGCAGCAUCAACUUUUGCAUUUAGCUCAACAUUGAUUGUACAAAUGUAGCUACAUUUCUCAUAAAUGACAGGUCCUGCAUCAGUACAGGUUCACUUAUAGUUCUAUCUAUGAAUGUUCACCUCAGUGCACAACAAUUUUUUUUUUCAACUUUAUUAUUUUAAAAUUUUAAUUUAAUUUUUUGAAGUUUUAAAAACAUUUUUAACAUGCAUUGAGAUAGAUCUAUGCACUAUCAAUGAUACUGAAUAGGUUUAUGGUAGGCCAGACAUUAAUUCUGUAGAAUUUUUGUUUGCAAUUUACCAUAUAUUUUAGAAUUAAUAUAUUAUUAUAUUUUGCCUUUUGUUGGUUUUUUUAUGAUCAUCUGAUUUAAUUGGAAUUCAAAAUAUGAACCCCAGUCAGUACAGAAAUUAUAGUUUUUGGACAGUUUCUUCUUUCUGUUCAUCAUUAUCUGAUAGGCCAAACUAUCAACAAUAUAUAUUAAUAUAAACGGUUGAUGGUUGACAAUAUCAAAAAUCUCAAUGACACUUGUAAUUGAUUUGAAUUCCCCCAACCCAAGUUUUAUGAUCAACAUGUAUCUUUAUCAAUUACAUCCUUCACUGAAGAAAUGUUGGUUUAUAUAUUCUAAUUCAUGUUUGAAUACCUGUAUCUGCCAAGGAAUAAACUUUAGAUUUUAGCAGCACAUUGUAUUUGAACAAUUCUUUGACACAAUAUUUAUUGUACAUGUACAUCAGUUUGGAUUUCACAAAAUGGAACAUUUGGUAUAAAUACAAUAUUCUUUAAAUUGGUGGAUUAUCAAUAACUCAUUGUUUUGGUCAAAACAUUGAAGCAUAGAAUUAAUUGAUAAUAGUACUUUUGUAUCUACAUUAAUCCAUGUUAAAUAUUCAAACAUGCUCCCCCGAACAUCCAGUUUCUCCAUUUCCAAUUCUUGAUGGUGAGAGCAAAAAUAUUGAAAAUAAAAGUAAUUUAUUUUAGGUACAUGUGCAUUAUCUAGUCAGUUUUGCCAAUUUUUCUAUAUAGAGAGAUUUAAUACAUUUUUAAUCUUUACUCAAUUUAACAUGCCAUCUUGAAUGUCACGUCCUGGCUCAGUGUCACGUCCUGGUUCAAAGUUUGAGGUGGUUAUUUUAAUCAAUUAUUACAACCAGACAUCAUUAUACCUUUUAUUUAUACUUGGAACAUUGAGAAGAAGGAGAAUUAAAAGGGAUUUUUAUUUCUGUCAAAUCAGCGAGGAAGUAACAUUAAAUAUUUUGAAAAAUAAUUUAAGAUACUAAUUAUGAUGUGAAAGAAGAGAAAGUAGUAUUUUCACAUGCAGUAUAUUUUAGAUAUGAUGUCCUGAUACCUAAUUUUUAAAUUUGACAUAACAGUUAUGAAAUAUUACUGAAAAACAAAUGUCACGUCCUGGCUUACAAAAAAAUAUUUUGAAAAAUAAAACCAUUAAAACCAAAGUAAAUUGGCAAUAAAAGUAUAUUUGUAUGUGCUAACGGGUGUUAACUUUAGGCUAAAAUAAAAACUUAGUUUAACAGAUCAUUUUGAAAUGUCCACACCCAUGGACCAAAUACCAUGGAAUGGCCCAUAAUUAUAUAUUGUAGAUAUGAUGUUCCUUAUAGGAAUAAAACAAAACAGAAUUUUUAACAGUUAUAAUUUACCAAGCAUAUUAUUAGGUUAUAAAAAAAAUUGAAUGUCAAAGGUGCUGUUUGUAAUCAAAUCUUUUUAAAGAAUGUAAAUAUCUGAAUUAUUCUUGUAAAAUUCUGAUGUGGAUAUACACCAUUCCAACAACGUAACUUCUGAUUUAAAGAACAUUAAUGAAAAUUUAACAUCCAAGCUUCUAAUGUUAUCAAGUGUUCGUUUUUUCUAAAUUUAGUUUAUUGUUACAUCUUGCUGGAUCUACUUAACAAUUUAACAAUUGAGUUUUACUCAAAACAAAUUACAUUACUGCAUAUGUAAAAGAAAGGAGUUGAUUUAAAAGUUCAGAACAGACGUACUUGCAUGCCUUGUUUUGGCAUAUUUUGUCAAAGAGAUAGAUUAUAUAUUAUAUAUAUUUGUGAUAAACAUAGUUCUAUGAGUAAUUGUCAUUACAGGUACAUUUGCUAUGUAGAAAUGUUUUAAGAUGUUUAGGGUCAGUUAGUAGUUAUGCUGCAUUCAAGUAUGUUCAUAAUUACCAUUUUGACCAAGUUUUGACUUGAAAAUAGGGUUUAAGAAGCUCAGUAGCUCAUAUAUACAAGUUGUAAACUUAGAAGUUAAAUAGUUAACAAAGGCACCUUAUUUUUUUUAAUUUAGAAGAAAAAAAUGGCAAUCAAAUGUUUCUCAGAAUUUGUUUUGCUUAUGAAAAUAAAGCUUACACCUUAAAUGUGCCAUCAAAGAUGAUCGAUUGUUGCAAAAAUAUUGGGACUAUUUUUCAUAUAAUUUUGUGCCAUUUCAAUUGAAAAAUGACAAAUGGGCUAAGACUAUCUCAUGGAACUGUCCAACUUCCAAGUUGACAUUCAUGAUGGACACAUUGGCUAUAAAAUAUGUUAAAAAAAAUUUCUUGAUCAUUCUCUGCUAGUUUUUAUUUAAUUUUUAGUGUUAAUCAGUAGAUGAAAGUGAAUAAAUUCAAUAUUAAUUGAACAGUGAAUGGUUUUUUUUUUAGGUUGGUGGGGUGGGGAGGUAUCUUGAGUAAUAAACUCUGUUCCAAGUAUUAUGUUUAUAUCCAUUGUGAAAUAAUUUUCAUUUGUCACUUCUUUGCCAGGAUCAAAAUCAACACUAGAUGAAGAUCACUAUCCCAAUAUGGUGCUAAAUGAAUAAUCACAUGAAGUUUAAAAUAAAAUGUAUAAAAACUUUUAAUUCAAAAGCUUUAAUUUGCUGCUCACCUAAAACUUUUCUGGGGAGCCUGGGAUAUCACUUGCUUUUCCUGACAAAGACUGACUUCAUAAAGCUUGUGACCGUGAAAAUUACUUCACUCGGACAUAAACAUGUUAAUAGUUAAUAGAUUGUUUAUUAUCUUCUAUUCUUCUUUUGUAACUUUUCAUAUUUUCAGUGGAAUUUAAUCUGGACAUUUUUUACGUUUGUUGUGGGACUCUUGAAGAACAUCUUCAUAGUAAAUGUACCUGUCUUGAUGGAAUCCCGAAGGAAUUAAAUAUUUGUUACCUAAAUACGCUAGAUGGAUUACAAGCGAAGAAUCCUGCUUCCAUUACUUGCUUUUCACUGUAUUGCAGAGUGAUGCCAGGUCGGCGGCAUCCAUAGUCCUGUCAAUGAUGUGGUACAGUGUCACUGUCAAUAUUGUGCAAACUGUUCAUAUAAGACAUCUGUACAUGUAUAGGUAUAUAACAUAGAUUCAUUCAUCCACCAUUUUUCAUCCAUUCUUCAACAGGUGUUCUUCAAAACCAGAUAAAAACACAGCAUGAGCCUCUGUUUACAAGCAGGUUUUUAAAAAGAUCUUUGUAGGCUACUUUUAACCCUUUCUUUCCUGGUAGAUCACUCUUUGAUUGCCUCGUCAGAGGUAGGGCUGUUGUAAACACUUACUGGAAUCGUUUAAACAAGCUUUGUGAAUAAAAUGGCAAAUAUAAAUCAUCAUUUUCUUUAUUUUCUCCUCUCUUUUUUCUCUCUUUUUUCUUUCCAAUUUUUAAUUUUAUUUUUUGUGUACAAUAUUAUCUUGCAGAUAAAAAUCCUAUAUUCUAUAACUAUAUUUAUAGCUGAUGCCAUUAGUGGACUGUCAAGUGUGAAUAGUGUAUAAUUAUGAUAAUCUGACUAUACUGUUAUUUCCUGUCUGUUUUAACACAGGUGUUUUUUGUGUUUUUUUAAAACAUGGUACACACAUAAUAAUAAUAAUAUUGUAUAUGUAUGCUGAUGUAAUCUGGAGAAAACCAAGGUCAUAGUAUAAGACUUCUUGGAACAUACUUAACAACUUUGCUAACAUUUAAGGUUCUCACUUGACAUUAUUAAGAAAUACACUUAGGUGAUAAAAAUAAACAUCAUUGGUGAAUGUUGAUCUAGAGGUCAGUAGAAACAGCUCAGACAAUGCACGGUUCUCUGACAAUAUAAGACAUGAAUUCUUUAUUGUCUGUUCACUAUAAUGUAGAGGUAGGAGAAUUUAUUUUACAUACACCCUAUUAUUAUUUUUUAUGUUGGACUUGACAAUCAAACAAUUAGCUAGUAUAUUAGAAAAAAAUAUUAACAUUUAUAUUUGUUACAAAUAGAUUUUGAAGUAUUUUUAUUUGUUUAUAAAGAUGACAAAAAAUGACAUUAAUAUGUCUGUUACAGUGUUAGUGUGAUGUAUAAUGUAGCAGUUGGCCUCAUGCACUGUAUUACAGUUAAACUACUGUAUAUAGUUUUUUAAUUUUUUAAACACAAAGGUUCAUUGUCUUGCACAUGUAUAUGUUACAGUCAAUCUGUCGAAGCAUAUAAUGAUGUAUAUCAACCUGCCUAGUAAUAUUAGCAUUACUGGUAAUUUCUUGCUUGCAAAAUUUUAAUGAUUUACAACAGUUUCGAGUUCAAAGCUGCGGUCUCGAAUAUAUAUAUUUUUAUUUAAGCAUUUACCUCAAAAUAGAUUUUGCAGUUCAAAAUGUUUCACCAGUUAAUUUAUAUUCAGGCCUGUAGCCAAUGAGGAAUUGAAUGGGUCAGUCGACCCACCCUCAGCAGUUGAGUGGCUUGUUUGAAUUCAUUGAAGUUCUGUAUUCGUCAAAACAAAAUUGCUCCUCAAAUGUUGGAAAAUAAUUUAAUUGCUUCUUUAAACAAGUUCCAACGUACUGAAAUGUUGAAAUAAUCCUAUAACAUACCUAAAAUUAUAAUACAGAAAAAAAUCUGUCGAUAAUUAAACAGCCCAACCCAUGAUUCAGGAUACUUUUAUUGGUUAACAUCGCCAAUGCACAUGUGACAUAAUAGACUGUUAUUUGUUAGAGAACAUUAUGAAAUACUCUACUACACUAGUUCUGACCUACUUACCUGUAAUUUAUCUGUAGUUGAACAGUGGAUUGAAAACAGUAACAAGUCUUUGUUAGUCAAGGCAGCUGAUUGUAUAAACGGCAAAACCACAAAAGUUUAGUAAAAAAAAAAAAAAAAAUCAUUUGUGUUUUGCAUUAGUAAAUGAUAUAUUAGAAGAUGGCAGCUUUAAGUGUUUGAUAUUCAUGAAACUACUACUUAAUGACAAAUUAAUAUUUCAGAGUAAGAUCACCUUAACUUGAAAUAUGCAAAUCCAUAAUGAUUUUCAAAUAGACAAAUACAAAAUCAUCUCAACGUGACAAAUGUAUGUUGCAAUGAUUUCUGUGUAUCCAGGAUCCUAUAGUUUCUUGUUAGCUGGCAGAUUAUCUAACGUACAUUUGCUACAUUCAAACAAAUGCUAAUGCCGGAGUUUAACAGAGAUAAUGGUUUGGCUUGACACAAAAGCAGUGCCAUGUGUAUUUACUUUGUGUACCUGGACAUGACCAGCCACGUCUGUUUUAAAGAAAGCUUCAAAUAUUAGAUCCACUUCACACCUAUCCCUAGGACUUGAAGGAAAGUUUGUUGCCCAGCAACAUUUAUUCAAAAAAUACUUUUAAAUGUUGUUUCAACUUAUUAGGAAGCCGAGUAGUUCAGAUCCCUGCUUACCAUGUUUGUUUUAUGUUAACCCAUGUUUUCUUGGGUUAAUUCCCAAGUGUGAACGGACAAUGACCAUCUGUGCAGAGGACACUUUGGUUGAUGGGCUAUUACUGAGCAUUCUUGAAGAUCAUUGGCGAAAACAUAUGAUCAGUGUUACACAUGUUGAUAAUCUGCGGCAACUAGGCAGUCGGUAAUCGGUUAAUAAGAAUAAGCAAAUCAACCUGAAUACCUUCUUUCUCUUUUUUCUUCUGUUUUUUUUAUAAAGUAAUCUCAAAAACUUGUUUAGACAUAUUUUUAAAAUGGUAUUUAAGCCAUACAAAUAUUUACUUGAUGCCAAAAGUCUCAAAAUGCACAAACUAAACAUUUGUCAAAUUCUUCAGAUGAAGUAUGUGUUAAUAAUGUUUACUUUUGUUAGGUAAAAGAUUCAGAUUUACUUAUUUUAGAAUAUUACAGAAUUUUAUUUUUAUAUUGAAUCAAAAUACCCAGAAAAGACUGUUAUUUCCUCUUUUGCUUGGAGUACUGUUAUUAACUUUGGUUUUAUUCAAACUUUACAGUUGAAUUACAGACACAUGAAUUGUGUGCACUUUAAUUGAAACUUAUCAUUUGCUUUGUUAUUUUGUUACACAAGUUUUAUUCAGGAUUUUUUAUGGUCAGAUAUUUCACUCAAUUUUUAUGCAUGGCAGUUUUUCAUUUAAUUUUUAAAGACUGUUUUUAUCUACAAUAUUUUCUUUUAAUCCUCUACCUCUUAAAAUGAGAGAGAAUGUUUUGACAGUACUGUCUUUCCAGUCAGAAUUCAAACUUCUGCUGUAGGAUAUAUUAAACACAUUAUAUUGAAUAAAAAACUGGAAUUACAUUGCAUUGUCAUCUACUAGGCUGAAUUAUCCAGAUGGAAAUGUUAUAGGAUAUAAAAACAACAGAUAGAUUUAAUAAUUAGUUAUACUGUUUAAAUACACAAAAAAAACACAAUAAAAAAACAAUUUGCCAGACAAAUCCUAACACUGCUUUGUAAUGCAGCAACUGAAAACCCAAACGUUGAGCCCAUAUUGGGCUUAGUAAACAAGGUUUUUAUCUGCAGCAGGGUAUUUUGGUAGUUAGGCCUAAUGCAGUGGGUUUUAAUAUUUAAUUAAAACAAAGAUUAAGACAUGUAAUAAAUAACAAAAGGUUGUUAUCAAUUGUUAUUUAUUGUUCUCAUUUAUGGGGGGGGGGGUAUUUUGGAGAGUGGUGGGUGGUCAGAGCUCCGAGCCACUUACUAUAUUAACCUCAAAGACUAUUGGAAUGGCUCCUAUUUGUCUAAAGUUCAGUAAUUAUUUUGUUUAAAAAAAUUAUUUGAUGCACAAAAUGUCUCAAGUGUUUUUUCUAUUAUUAUAUUGUGGUUUGAAUGGAUGCAAAGAGGUUAAUCUUGUUCUUUUUUCCUUCUUCUCUCUUUUUUCUUACUAUGAUUAGAAUUGCAUUCAUCAAAUACAUUCAGUUUUCAUGCAUAAAAAUUCAAAUUGAUCUACCUUACAAUGAAUUUAUAUUUGUAACUAGUACUUUUAUUUCUGCCAGUACUUCAUUUCUGUUUUGUCACUUUUAAAACAGUAUGCCUGUAAACAUUGGCUCUAUUUUCAUGCAAAGUCAUUUCAUUGGUCAUUUUAUUAUCGAUUCUUGUAUUUAUAUGUUAUCACGUCAUUUCUGUAAUAAACGUACAGUUGAAACCUG